UGACGGGACAGCUUUUUUGGAGUUGAAUGCAUUAUUGCUGCAUGCAAUGGGCAUCAAAAUGGGCCAGGCCAUUAAAAUUCAAGCCAUAAUUGAGGGAAAAAAGGGAUUUUUACGACUGAGUUGUUACUUGUGCACAAAAAAAUUUCAAUCCACUAAUGAUUUUACUUAUCAUUUAAGAAACACGCACCUGUUGUUUGAACCUUGUUUUUUACAAUGCAAUGCUGAUGGUUGCAUGCGGACAUUCACACUUUAUAAAGUGUUACGUAAACACGUUAAAAAAACAUAUGUUUCAUAAUAAUUUGAAUGAAGUUGAUAAACAUGUAGAUAUUACUAUCCAAAAUACAGAAAAUGAAUACUUAGCUGAAGAUUACAAUGAGGUUUUAUAUUCUGAAAGUUUAACAAAAGAAAGUGUAGCAAAAGAAAAUGUUUUUAUUGCACCUAUUGUAGACGAGUAUGGUGUUUCACACGCAGCAUUAAAAUUUUUGAUGUCUCUGCAAUCUUCUAGUUCCAUUUCUCUAAGCGUAUCUCAGUUCAUAAUGGAUAGUUUAAAUGAGUUGUUAAAGAAUAUUAUUAAUUAUCUGCUUGCCAAGACAGACGUUGUGUUAAAAACAUACAGAUGUGAUGCCGCAACAUUCAAUACUCUUUCAGAAGAAUUUAACAACUGGAAAAAUCCUUUUAAAGGCAUUGAUACUCAUUAUAAAAUGUUGAAUUAUCUUAAAGUAAAAGGUCUCUAUGUUGAACCUGAAGCACAUUCAAUAGGAGAUUGGUGGGAUGUUAAGCGAGACAGAUCAACAAAGCAACAAAUGCAGGUAUGUGUAAAAAAUAAAUUUUACCUUAUACCAAUUGAGAAAACUUUGAAAUUGGUUUUGCGACAACCUGAGACUUGGAAAAUUUUAAAAAGAAACAAUGAUUCAGCAAAUGAUAUAGCAGAAGAUUGGUUAGACGGUAAGCAUGGGAGACAGCUAAAAACAUAUGCCAAACAAUAUUUUCCUAACAGUAUUCAUGUAUUUAUUCAGAUUUAUUUUGAUGAGGUAGAGACAACAAAUCCGCUUGGAUCCAAAACUGGAAUACAUAAGUUAGGUGCAUUUUAUUUCACAAUAAAAAACUUUCCACCAGCUGCAAAUUCUGCAUUAAGCAAUAUUCAUUUGUUGGCCUUGGCACAUUCGGAAGACAUUAAACGGUACACCACUGAUCCUGUUAUAGAAGUUAUUGUUCAGCAAUUAAAAGACUUACAUGAUGAGGGCUUUACUGUUUUUUGUGAUGGAAAAGAGAUAAAUAUUCGUUGUUUUUUAACACAAGUUGUUGGUGAUAAUUUAGGGCUACAUGCAAUUCUUGGAUACAUGGAAAAUUUUAGCAGUGCUUCAUUUGCUUGUGACUUGUGUAUGGCAACUCAGGAUGAGAUGCAAAAAGUAUUUUGUGAAUAUUCUCUUACAAUGAGGACAACAAUCAUAUGAGCAACAUAUUGAGCAGCUUAAUAAUGGUACCAUUUCAUCUAAAGAGUGUGACAUAAAGCGUCCCUCAACUUUAAAAAGUUUGAACUAUUACCAUCCUGCUUGUAAUGACUCAGUCGAUAUAAUGCAUGAUUUGUUUGAAGGUGUAAUUCUGUUUGAAGUCAAGUUAUUUUUGCGCCACAUAAUUUAUGUCUUGAAGCUUAUUAAUCUCCAUGGGCUUAAUUGUCGUAUUAAUACAAUGGAUUAUGAUCUGGUUAGUAACUCAAAGCCAAGUUUUAUAAGUGAGUCACAUUUAAAAAGUCACAGCUCAUUGCUUGGACAAAGGUCAGCUUAGAUGCUGAUUUUGUUUUUACAUUUACCAUGUAUUUUAGCUGAUGUUAUUGACAAAGUAGAUAAUUUAAAAUGGCGUUUGUACCAAUUGCUAAAACAGCUGACAGAAAUUAUUUUAUUGCCAAACUCUGUACUGUCGCAUGUUUUGUACUUAAAAGAUCUUGUAUCAGAGCAUCAUGAGUUAUUUAAAAUAUGUUAUCCUGAUAAAAGACUUUUAUACAAACAUCACAGAAUGGUUCACUAUGGUACUAUAAUAGAAAAUAGCGGACCACUUUUACAUAUGAUGGUAAUGCGGUUUGAAGCUAAGCAUAACUUUUCUAAGCGUCUUGCUCAUAUCAUUUGUAACUUUAAAAAUAUAGCGUUUUCUCUCGCAAGCAGACACCAACUUUCUCAUGCUUUUGUUUGGAUGACUAGAUGUCCAUUAAAGGGGAUUUCAGAAGUUGGAAAUGGUACAAUUAUUUCAUCAUCAGAUAUUAAGCAUAAUCAUUAAUUUUACCUUUUAUUGGUGAAAAAAUAGAUGUGUUUAUGACUGAAAAAGUAGUCAUUUUUGGUCAAAAGUACCAAACUAAGAUGUCUGUACUUCACUCUAUUAGUGAUGAAGGUGAACCGUCAUUUGUUAAUAUAGAACAAAUAUAUGUUCAUCACAGUGUAAUUUAUUUUAUUGGACUUGUCACAAUACAUGUGGACUUGGCUUGUCCACAUGUAUUGUGAUCUGACCCUAUUGUAUUGUUCUCUCGAUUCAGAGCGUGUAUGUUUGAGAGCAAGUGACUUAGCAGAUUAUAAACCUUUUGAUGCUGUUCAUUGUUUAAAACCUACAUGUAUAUACAAGCAUAUUAUUUUACGUCACCAUUUGUAUCAUUGCAAUAAAAACGAUAGUGUAUUAAAAGACGUAACAUGCUUAAAAGAUACAACAGCUAUAGCUUUCAGUUUAACUGAAACUUUAAACAGCCCCCUUGAUGAGUCAGCUGUGUUACCAACAUUAUCAUCGACAAUUCAACUUUCACCUGACGGUUUAAACGAGUCAAGAAAAAUUAAGUUAAAUGUUUCUACUACUGAUGUACAGGUUGCUUUAAGAUUGGAUAACAUUGACUUUAACAUACGUAGUUUGCUUGAUGAGCAUCAAACAGGUAAGCUUGUUUUGGCAGAAUAUGAUUCUACAGGUGCACUUAUUAAAAGGCGUCAAGAUAUGAUCCACAUUGUUGUUAACUCAAUGGUCCAUAGAGUUGGAAAUAUGUAUCCUUCCACAAAAACCAAAUCUAAUCUUGCAAAAGCAAUUAUCACUGCCUUUCCAAUUUCGCCAAGUUGAAUGAUUUUUUGGCUCAAUGGGAGUUAAUAACGCCACAUGUUAUCUCUUGGGCAAGGCAAAAGACAAAUUUGAUGGACAAGCAGAUUCUUGCUGAGCUUGAUAUGCAAGACAACCCUUCUAUAGAAAUUGAAAUGGAUUUUGCAUUGUUAUUACUCCCCUUUAUAAUUAAAGUACCAUCAAAGAAUAUAAGUUGUGCAUCAGCUGCUGAAGUUGCGGAACAUUUCAUUCAAUUUUAUCCGGCAUCAACUCCGAUGGAAAUUGUGCUUCAAAGUCUUACAAGCAUCCGUUAGUCAUAGCUUUGGGUACUCAUUGCAGUGUCGGUCAAUUAUUUAUUGUUACAGAGUGUCGAGCUAUUCCUGUCAACAGAUGUAUAUCUUAUGCUGUUGACAUCUUAAUUAAACUUUAUUUUUUAAUGAACAUGGAGUAUGCGGGACAAUGUAGCCACAUAUUGUACUUUUUGCAGCAUACCGUGUUAGGUUACCAAGAUGAAAUGCAUCUAUCGAGAGGAGCGAGUGACUUGUCCCUUUACCUUAGACAAAAACUUAAUCAAUUUUAAACGCAGAAACAAUUAUAUUUUGGUUAUUAUUUGCUAUAUGCAUUGUUAUUGCUAUAUUGCGUAAAUUUGUAUAAAUUAUACUUUUCAGUAUAUUGACUUUCUGAAAAUAAAAUAUCGUUUUUACAACUAAA
This is a messenger RNA of Hydra vulgaris (swiftwater hydra), 3774 nucleotides long. The record is from RefSeq and is a predicted model, not a curated record. Lineage: Eukaryota; Metazoa; Cnidaria; Hydrozoa; Anthoathecata; Hydridae.